GCUGGAAAUGAAACCCUGAAGGAUGAAGCUUCUUCAUGUCUCCCCCAAAGCCGAAAUCGAUUUCUUUCUCAUGAAUCAUCUUCUUAGGUCAAGUCAAUGCUUUGGUUCUGUUACUGCAAGGUUUCGGAGGGGCCUCGCAUUUUCUACUGAAACCCUAAGAACCACCUCCUCUUCAAAUGCCGGCGACUCUUUGCGUCUUUGGAUCUCACAAACCAGCGAUCCAAGGGCCUCUAUCAUUCCAGUGCUCAAUCAAUGGCUCUACCAACGGAAAGGAGUCCAUAUAUACGAGCUCCAAUCGAUCAUUAAAAUGCUCCGCCACAACGGUCACUUAGAGCAAGCUCUUGAGAUUUCUGAAUGGGUCACCUACAAAAUUGUCCGAUUUAUUUCAUCUGAAGAUAUUGCCACGCAGCUGGAUCUAAUCUCAAAAGUUCAUGGCCUAGAACAAGCAGAAAAGUAUUUCAUUGGCAUCCCUGAAACCUUGAAGACAGCUAAGGUUUUUCGUGCCCUUUUGAAUUGCUAUGCACAAAAUAAGUGCUUGGAAAAGGCAGAGGCCACAAUGCAAAAGAUGAAGGAGUUAGGCUGUGCUAAAAGUGCAUUGUCUUUCAAUAUAAUUUUGGAGCUUGCUGCUGAGCUAGGAAGACAUGAGAAGAUAGACAACCUUAUGCAAGAGAUGGAGGAAAAGGGUAUAAAUUAUAAUGCAAUCACAUUCAAUACUCUAUUAAAGGUUUAUGGAUCCACUUCCGACAUAGAGAAAAUAGAGAAACUUCUAAUUAAGAUGGCAGCUAAUCCUCACGUAAAAGUGGACUCACAUGCUAUUGUUGCUGCUGCAAAUGGGUGCUUGAGAGCUGGCCUUGCUGAAAAGACUUUGCAAAUGUUGAAGAAAGCUGGGCAGCUAUUUAGUAAGAAAACAGAAAAGCCUUAUGAGAAAUUCAUAUCAUUAUAUGCCGCUUGUGGGCAAAAAAAUGAAGUAUACUGUUUAUGGAAUAUGUACAAGAAAAUAGGGAAAUUCAACCAUUCUGGGUAUACAUCUAUGAUAAGCUCAUUGGUGAAAUUUGAUGAUUUUGAUGAUGCAGAGAAGAUUUUUGAGGAGUGGGAAUCAGGAUAUGCAGUCUAUGAUGCCCAAGUUCAAAAUUUAUUGAUUAGUGCUUAUUGCAAAAGGGGUCUUUUGGUAAAGGCUGAAUUAUAUAUUAACAGACUUUUAAAGGGUGGGAAGGAGCCUAGUGCAACUAUCUGGAGUGCUCUUGCAAGAGGAUAUCAAAGAAAUAACCAAAUGGAGAAAUCAGUGGCAGCCAUGAAGAAAGCAAUCUUGGUCAGUACACUGCAAUGGAAACCUAACUAUCUUACUUUGGCUGCAUGUGUUGAGAAUUUAGAAGGGAAGAAACAGAAGAGAAGAGCAGAAGAGCUUUUGAAGUUGCUCAUAGAAUGUGGUUACAAUACAAUGGUAAAUGAAAUUAAGAUUAAUAACUUGGGUGAAAAUGACCUUGUUCAGAUGGGAGGUGAUGAGAGUUUUGAUGUAGAAACCACUAAUCAUGGAUUUUUUAUGAGAAUUUCAAAGUUGCUUUCUGCUGGAACACAUUGAAGAACUGGAAAGUGUGAAGUCAACAGACUUGCUCAACUGAAAAUCUGCAGUUGAUGGUUACUUUGAAAAGGAGGAAAUUAGGGCACUGAGCAGUUGGAACUUAAACAGCUUUUGCUAUCAAUUAAAGGCUUCAAGUCCAUUUUCAGUAGGCUGCCCCUCACCAAAAUAGAGACUCCUGCCUUUUCAAACAAUGACUUGUCCUCAGUUCACAAAGCACACUUGUUGUUUAAGCAGGUUUUCAAUUUCACUUUAAUUAUUUUAGUCUCGAGCAAGUUGAUCUACCAACAACGCUGUUUGAUUUCUGUUAGUCAAUUUGAGAGGUCACUCAUUGUGUUCUAGAGAUUCCUCUGCAUCAGCAAUAUGUGAAGGACAAGCUAAUUCAGAAUGGAACUGCUAAUGGACAAUUUUUCAUUAAGUCUGCUUGCUGUCUUCCUUGGGAGAUGUUCUUCCAAGGUGACUUUCAGGAGUUUAAUCAUCUAACGAAGCCUGUCUGUAAUGCUAUUUGGUUUAUGGACACCCUCCCUAAGGUUAAGCAUUUUUUAUGGAGAGUGGUUUGGGGUAAUACCGCCAACAAGGGAGGUGCUAAUGAGUAGAGUAGUGCAGGUUCCUCAGGACUCUGGUGCUUGUGGCCUCACUAUGGAAUCAUAUUUUUAUAUUCUUUUCCAAUGUUACCGGAGUAAGGAAGUCUGGGCGAGGAUUUACCUGGGCUUGGAUGUUAGUUCUUGGUGACAGGAGUCUUUUCUGGAUGACUAUCCUUCUUAGAUUGAACUAGGAGCAAGAGAAUUGAU
Molecule: messenger RNA, 2367 nt
Organism: Rubroshorea leprosula
Lineage: Eukaryota; Viridiplantae; Streptophyta; Magnoliopsida; Malvales; Dipterocarpaceae
Source: the annotation of a GenBank genome assembly